Gossypium raimondii (Peruvian cotton) is the source of this 702-nucleotide messenger RNA. RefSeq lists its product as uncharacterized. NCBI's taxonomy places the organism in Eukaryota, Viridiplantae, Streptophyta, Magnoliopsida, Malvales, Malvaceae. The record is from RefSeq and is a predicted model, not a curated record. The coding region runs from base 109 to 579 and encodes 156 amino acids. The transcript is spliced from 2 exons.
UUCCCCACAAUCCAACAAAAAACCAGCCCCACUCCCCCAUCCUCCAUUUAUAUUCCUACCAUUUCCUCAUCUACACCAAAUCUCUCUCUCUCUCUCUAAAUUUCAACAAUGGAAGCUGCUACUCCUAAUCCUAAUGAUGUUCAAGUUCAACAUGUUACUAAGAAAUCGUCUGAUGAGUUGCUGAGGAAGUUCGCUGAGCUCGAUGAUGAUGAUGGUGGCGGUAAUAAGGGGGCGGCUUUUACGAAAGAGUUAAGGGUAAUGGUGGUGAAACGGCGGAAAAGGAGUGGGUUUCCCAGGUCCAGAAGGGAAUCAUUAGGUCACUGUGAGAGUCCUUCCAACAAUGGUACCACCGGCUUAGUUGAGCGGAAAUGGCUUCUUCCUCCGCCCGCCACACGCCGGUCUACUUUUCUUAAGCAACUUGGGAUCGGAAGGUCGCAGAUAAGAGCUAGGGAAAUCAGGAACAGGUCCAUCUUUGGCACCAUUGAGAAGACAUGGCGCAAAACCAUAGAAGGAGCUUCCAAAGUAUUCAUGGAGAAACAUUAUAAUAGGCAUAGGCGUUUGAUUAAUGAUGUUGUCUAGCAAUUUGUAUAUUGGCCAUCUAUUUUAAUCAUUUUUUUAUUAUUUAUUUCUGUUAUCAACAUUAUAACAUAUUUUUUUUAUAAUAAGAAAUAUUAUGAAAAGCCCUAAAGGUUUUGCCACAAA